ACUCCACACUGAAGAGCUUUGACCAGUUCACCUGCAAUCUGCUCUAUGGGAGCUGGAGGAAGGACCUCACUGAGCACCUACACCGCCUCUACUUCCAGGCCCUCGUGUACUACACCCUCAACGUGCUGCGGGAUGACAUCGAUAACCCGGACCAGCGCAUCAGCCAGGAUGUGGAGCGAUUCUGCCGGCAGCUCAGCAGCAUGGCCAGCAAGCUCAUCAUCUCCCCCUUCACCCUCGCCUACUACACUUACCAGUGCUUCCAAAACAGGGUGGCUUGGGCCUGUGAGCAUAUUCGGAUAUUUCAUCCUGGGAACCUUGGUGAACAAAUCUUUGAUGGGGCCCAUUGUGGCCAAGCUGGUGCAGCAGGAGAAGCUGGAAGGGGAUUUUAGGUUCAAGCACAUGCAGAUUCGGGUGAAUGCUGAGCCUGCUGCUUUCUAAGGGCAUGUGGAGCACAUGAGAACAGACCGCAGGCUGCAGAGACUCCUUCAGAUCCAGAGGGAGCUGAUGUCCAAGGAGCUCUGGCUGUACAUUGGCAUCAACACCUUUGACUAUCUGGGCAGCAUCCUGAGUUAUGUUGUCAUCACAAUCCCCAUUUUCAGUGGGGUCUAUGGAGACCUGAGCCCCACAGAGCUGAGCACCCUGGUCAGCAAGAAUGCCUUUGUGUGCAUGUACCUCAUCAACUGCUUCACCCGACUCAUCGACCUCUCCACCACGCUCUCAGACAUGGCCAGUUACACGCACAGGAUUGGGGAGCUUCAGGAGGCCCUGAUGGAGAUGUCCCUGAAGUUGCAGGACUGUGAGAUCCUGGACGAUAGUGAGUGGGACUUGGACAAGGCCUCAGGACGGCCAGCACCAGAGCCAGCAGACACAGCUUUUCUGCUUGAGCGGGUCUCCAUCUCUGCUCCCUCCUCUGACAUACCCCUGGUCAAGGACCUGAACCUGAAGAUCUGCGAGGGGCAGAGCCUGCUCAUCACGGGCAAUACGGGCACGGGCAAGACCUCCCUGCUGCGGGUUCUGGGCGGCCUCUGGGCAAGCAUACGGGGGAUAUAUCCCCUGAAGGAGAUCUACCCAGACUCAGGCUCCGCUGAUGAUGAGAGUAUCGUGAGGUUCUUGGAAUUGGCAGGCCUGUCCAGCCUGGUGGCAAGAACAGAGGGUCUAGACCAGCAGGUGGAUUGGAACUGGUAUGAUGUCCUGUCCCCAGGGGAGAUGCAAAGGCUGUCCUUUGCCCGACUCUUCUACCUACAGCCUAAGUAUGCAGUGCUUGAUGAAGCCACCAGCGCCCUGACAGAGGAGGUGGAGAGUGACCUCUACAGAAUUGGUCAGCAGCUGGGGAUGACAUUCAUCAGCGUAGGACAUCAGCCCAGCCUCGAGAAGUUUCACUCCUGGGUUCUGAAACUGUGUGGAGGAGGAAGAUGGGAACUGUCUAGAGUCAAAGUGGAAUAAAACCAAGGAUGUGGACAGCCGCCAGGAGAGCCAAGCAGCCUCCAGGAAACCAGGAGGACCAAGGGGGCAAGAA
This is a messenger RNA of Sciurus carolinensis (gray squirrel), 1516 nucleotides long. Its product is annotated as lysosomal cobalamin transporter ABCD4-like. Gene Ontology annotation, biological process: fatty acid beta-oxidation; very long-chain fatty acid catabolic process; peroxisome organization. Lineage: Eukaryota; Metazoa; Chordata; Mammalia; Rodentia; Sciuridae. Gene Ontology annotation, molecular function: long-chain fatty acid transmembrane transporter activity; ATP hydrolysis activity; ATP binding. The record is from RefSeq and is a predicted model, not a curated record. Gene Ontology annotation, cellular component: peroxisomal membrane.